AUGCGUCACUCAUUAUUGCUCAAACAUUCAUUCAAAGUUGUAAAUCUCGGUAAACAGUCAUACGCAAAGGGACUUGAAGAGCAGCAGAAAUUUCUUGAUUUGGUGAAGAAAGCAAAGGAGAAUGAGAGUGCCUUAAAUUAUAUAUUGGCAGUAGAGCACACACCCGUUUAUACUGUAGGCAUACGAUCUAAGCUUUAUUCACAAGAAGAGGAAAUUCGUCUGAAAGCCUUGGGUGCUGACUUCUACAGAACGUCACGAGGUGGUCUCAUAACAUUUCAUGGCCCAGGACAGCUGGUAAUGUAUCCCAUAUUUGACUUGAAACGUAUUGCUCCACGACCUGUUGGUGUUCGGCGAUAUGUCGAGAUGCUGGAACAGGAGUCAAUGGUCUUCAAAGGAUCACAAAAGGAUCUCUCACAUAACAUGAAUUAUCAAAUAGACUAG
Messenger RNA from Cooperia oncophora, 441 nucleotides. The record is from the annotation of a GenBank genome assembly. Lineage: Eukaryota; Metazoa; Nematoda; Chromadorea; Rhabditida; Trichostrongylidae.